Molecule: messenger RNA, 2249 nt
Organism: Patiria miniata (bat star)
Lineage: Eukaryota; Metazoa; Echinodermata; Asteroidea; Valvatida; Asterinidae
Exons: 5
Coding region: 94-1833 (579 amino acids)
Molecular function (GO): calcium ion binding
Source: RefSeq, a predicted model, not a curated record
GCUGCCGUCUCAUUCCGUAAAUAUCUGGUAUAUACUGCAGGCAAGCAAAAUCGUCGGGGACUGUAACACCGCAUAAGUACACACAAAAGCACGAUGGGUGGCGGGGCCAGUGGACAGAAAUCAAAGACGCACGAUGAUUCCGGGAAGAAACAGAACACGCAAAAAUCGAUGAGAUCGCAGGGGCUUGUGGACAGCUACAAGCAGGAUGUCUCGAAGGCGCUGGAGAAGUACCAGGUCCUCCGGGAUCUGGACGUCUUUGUGCUAGACAACUCCAUCCGUGAGAGCACCGUGGGGCAGCUGCGGGGCCACACCCUGGAGAGCAAGUGGCAGAUCUACGAGGAGGUCAAGAAGUGCGGCUUCAAGAACACCAUCGUUGCCUCCUUCUCGCACAUGACUCGCGUUGACGACAUCUUCAUCAAGGAACUGAAGGAGAAAGGGGAGGAUCCCGAAGGCCUGUGGGCUUUCUCUGAGAUCACUGAAGGUGCGAAAAACAGAGUACCAGACACGGAGAAUGUUCCCGUUGGCAUCCGAAAGCUGCAACCAGCCGGCCUGUACUCCGUGAUCUUCGAGGUGGAUCUGGGGGAUGGGGUCUACGACUUCGACAACUUCUCCAUCCAGGACCUGUGCGAGUUGCUCAACAAGUGGAACAACUGGUGCUUCGAGAACCUCAGCCCGAAGGCCAAGGUGAUGUACAGCUUCCGUGACCUGCCGGACACCAUGCCCGACCACUCCGACCGGGUGUUCGACGUGGUGUCCUACCUCGCCGACCUGCCGGCCGAUCGGCGUCCCUUCGGUUUGAUGUUCGAGGAGCCCCGAGGGAAGUCUCUGCCGGAGGAGUGUGGCAUGUGGGCCAAGUACAUCCGCAAAGUCAUGACUGAUCACGGCUGGAAGGGCCACCUGCUUGUUCACGUGCACGAGAAGUUCGGCUAUUGCGAUGCCACAGCUCUGCAUGUUCUCAUGGACGGUGCCGACGGUAUUUGGGCCAGUGUUUGCGCCGAGGGUGCCUCCAUGGGCAACGCCCCGUCCUGCGUCACCCUGAUAAAUCUCAUCCGCCUCGGCAACAAGAAGGUCCUGGACAAGUACAACUGCACCUACCUGAGAAAAGCCGCCAUCAAUGUGACCAAGAUCAGCACGGGAAAAGACCCACACAUCAAGCAGCCGGUCUUCGGUGCCCGAGCCACCGAUUUCGUCUUCGGUCUGAAGCCUGAGGAGUUCGACCUGGCCAGCUUCUUCGGAGAGAAGGCUCCCGUGCGAAUCACCACCAUGGCCAGCAAGGAGAUGAUCCAGGCGCGCUUGAUCAACCUCUUCGGGGAAGAUCCACAGUUCACGCUGGAGCUGGCGCAUGAGAUGAAGGAACUCAUUCUGGAAGACCUCCGAACUGGCAGACGGGAAGAAUACAUGAGCAUGUUGGGCCUGGCCAUGCUCUUCGACCGAGCCGGGGGCAGUCUCAACCAGCAAAUGAGAGACGCCAUGGACGAGUUCCAGCUCAAGGGACCGCACGCAGCGAACCUCCUGGCUGAGGUCCGUAAGAUCUGGGACGAGUGGGACCUCAAGGACAAGGUGCAGGGAGACGAGAUGCUGCAGUUCGACUCCUUCUACAACGGCUUCAUGGCGCCCUACUUCUCCUGCUACCGCUGCUCGGACACCAAGAAGGCUCUCGCAGCCAUUGACAUGGACGCAGACGGCUCCGUGGAUUGGAACGAGUUCGAGACCUACCUCAAGUGGGCCCUGCAUCAGUAUCCGAACAUCGCGGACGUGGAUGAGCUGUUGGACGUCACCUUCCAGAAGGGACUUAUCCCGGCUAUGCAGGAUGAGUUCCUGAAAAAGAAAUAAAGAUGGUGUCAUCUCUUACAUGGGCGUCGCGAGGAGGACAAGGAAAGAAAAAAAGAAGAUCAAAAAGAGGGAAACAAGGAAAAAAAAGGGGGCAAAAUCAUAUUGUUGUUAAUUUAAUGGGUUGGGGAGGGAGGGGUGUCUCUGCCCACCCUAGAACAAAUUAUCAAACGGUUAAAACGAUGAAAAAUAUAGGGAUUUUUGGGGAAAUGGGCUUUGCCCCUCUGGAAAAAAUCCUGGCGAUGCCCAUGAUCUCUAAGCGCACUCUUUCGUUUAUUCUACCUCAAUGUCAGGGUUUAUUUCAUAGGGUAAUGUAAGGGAUUGAUUUUCAAUGCAACACUUCGAAUAUUUAUAUUUUUUAGUGGUUUUUCCGUCGCGAGGAGGACAAGGAAAGAAAAAAGGAGAUCAAAAAGAGGGAA